CUCUCUCUCUCUCUACUGAAGUCUGAAAUGGAGUGCAGUGACGCAAAAUCCGGUCCAACUUCAAUCAUCCUCCGGUCUCAGUCGCCGCCGCCGCCGCCGCCACCUUGUGUCCAGGCCGGCGUCGUCGUCACUCCGUGUGCGGCGUGCAAGAUUCUGCGGCGGAGAUGCGCAGAGAAAUGCGUAUUGGCGCCUUAUUUCCCUCCCUCUGAUCCUCUCAAGUUCACCAUUGCUCACCGUGUCUUCGGUGCUAGCAAUAUCAUCAAAUUGCUUCAGGAUCUUCCCGAAUCACAAAGAGCUGAUGCAGUGAGUAGUUUGGUGUAUGAAGCAAGUGCAAGAAUCAGAGAUCCAGUCUACGGGUGUGCAGGGGCCAUUUGCCAUCUCCAAAAACAGAUAAACGAACUGCAAGCAGAGGUAGCCAAGACACAUGCUGAGCUUGUCAACAUGCAGUGCCACCAAGCCAAUUUGGUGGCUCUAAUUUGCAAGGAAUUAACUCAAACGCCCGCACCAACACCACCACCGCCUGACCACUGCUCACUUGACAACAAUUUCAGCUCUGCCACUCCUCAGAGCUACCCUUUGUUUGAUGAUAGCAAUAUCUGGGAGGCUCUUUGGACAUGAAAAAGAAAACACUUGGACAAUGGCUGGAAUGGGGAGGAAAGAUUAGUCAAAGCUGAUUGAAAGCUUAGUACUUAGUAGUUGAAUAUUGGGUAAUAUUAGCGUGUUGUUAGGUUAGAUGGGUUCCUCAUUUGCUCCCUUAAAACCAAGAAAAGUGGAGUGAAGACAAUGGAAUGAUGUUUACAACACUAGAGUAGUGCCAAAAAUAUUAAAUCUUAGUAUAUAUCCUUUUCCUUUUUUUCUCUUUAGGUUACCUACCAUUAACUUCUAACAUUCAUGUGUCAAGAAAAAGCAUAUCUUUGUCAA
Cucurbita pepo subsp. pepo (vegetable marrow) is the source of this 921-nucleotide messenger RNA. Its product is annotated as LOB domain-containing protein 1. The record is from RefSeq and is a predicted model, not a curated record. Lineage: Eukaryota; Viridiplantae; Streptophyta; Magnoliopsida; Cucurbitales; Cucurbitaceae.